Drosophila navojoa is the source of this 1103-nucleotide messenger RNA. Its product is annotated as membrane alanyl aminopeptidase. Gene Ontology annotation, biological process: peptide catabolic process; proteolysis. Gene Ontology annotation, molecular function: zinc ion binding; peptide binding; metalloaminopeptidase activity. Gene Ontology annotation, cellular component: cytoplasm; membrane. The record is from RefSeq and is a predicted model, not a curated record. NCBI's taxonomy places the organism in Eukaryota, Metazoa, Arthropoda, Insecta, Diptera, Drosophilidae.
GAGCUGUUCCAGCAGCCUUAUCAGGAACUGGGCAACGAUGUACUACAAUAUGCAACCACCCCACGUCUUUCCCAAGUCAGCGCUAACAACUGGGGACUGGUCAUUGCCAAGGAUAAUGUUUUUCUGGAGCAGCCCGGUGUUACCGAUGGAUGGUCGGACAAGGAGCUCACAAUUCGCAAUAUUGCGCAGGAGAAUUCCCACAUGUGGUUCGGCAAUAGCAUCACCUGCUUAUGGUGGAGCCAUAUUUGGCUGCACGAGGGGUUCGCGCGUUACUAUGAGUACUUUUUGGGACAUCAGCUUUAUCCCGAUUAUCAGCUCGACCAGCAAUUCCUUGUGCAAACUCUACAUGAGGCGCUUUUAUUCGACUCUCAAAAUAUCACUCAGCCAAUGACCAGCGCUCAAGUGAACAUUAAUACCCCAGGGGAUAUCAAUUAUAAAUUUGAGAGAAUCGCUUUUGCGAAGGCAGCUAGCGUAAUCCGCAUGUGGAGCAUCUUAAUGGGUGAGGAAAACUUUAAAACAGCAAUCCGGAACUUCCUUAGGGAAUAUCGUUUGAGUACCGUCACACCCCCUAUGUUAUAUGUGCAUCUUACGGAGAACUGGCCCAAGGAGCAACAUGUCACAUUAAAUGCACUUUAUUACGACUUUAAUAUAAAAGUGGGCUACCCAAGGAUUAUAGUGAGCCUCGAUGAAGAUAACCAAACAUUUCGCUUUGAGCAGAAGCGCUUCUUGUUAAACAGCACAGAUGGCAGCAAUCCCAACUUGCGAUACACAACGCCCAUCUCAUGGACCACAAAUCUUGGCCGUAAUUUUCAGAAUCUAACACCCAACUUUUAUUUCGAAAGCCAUGAGACUUUUUAUAGGGGCCGUAUGAACAAACCAUUUGACUGGAUCAUCGUCAAUAUAAAACAAGCAUUCUACUACAGAGUACACUAUCAGCCACCACUUCUAGGACGGAUUCAAAAAGCCUUGACCAAGGCUGAUCACAGUGAAAUCCCAGUUGAGAACCGAGCUGCUAUCAUUGAUGAUCUGUUCAACUUUGCGCUCGCUGAAUUGAUUGACUACGUCGAGGUCUUCGAGUUCAUGGAGUACAUGAGCACGGAAAC